Molecule: messenger RNA, 746 nt
Organism: Acipenser ruthenus (sterlet)
Lineage: Eukaryota; Metazoa; Chordata; Actinopteri; Acipenseriformes; Acipenseridae
Product: beta-1,3-galactosyl-O-glycosyl-glycoprotein beta-1,6-N-acetylglucosaminyltransferase 3-like
Exons: 1
Cellular component (GO): membrane
Molecular function (GO): acetylglucosaminyltransferase activity
Source: RefSeq, a predicted model, not a curated record
UUUGGACAUGACUGUGGAUUGUUCUGCCUUAAAGUGCUGAACGGCAAGAAUAACUUAGAGUCUGAAACUACCCCAAGGUAUAAGAAAAAACGUUGGAGAUACCACUACGAGGUCACAGAUUCCGUAAGCAGGACUGAUACAAAGAAGAGCCCACCUCCUAUUAGCACCCCAAUGUUCUCAGGCAGUGCUUACUUUGUUGUCACCAGGGAGUUUGUGGAGUACCUGCUUGAAAGCCCUGAAGCACAGAAGUUUUUUGAAUGGGAAAAGGAUACCUACAGCCCUGAUGAGCACCUGUGGGCCACUCUCCAAAGAAUGCCUGGGGUACCGGGCUCCAACCCACCAAAUGAAAAAUUCCAUGCCUCAGAUAUGAUCUCCAUUGCCCGGCUAGUGAAAUGGUCAUUCUUGGAAGGAGAUGUCAGUAAAGGGGCUCCCUAUCCACGCUGCACUGGGAUUUAUCAAAGAUUAGUUUGCAUCUACGGCUCUGGGGAUCUUCAGUGGAUACUCGGACAUCAUCAUCUCUUUGCCAAUAAAUUUGACACUCAAGUGGAUGACAUUGCAAUCCAAUGUCUUGAAGAGCAUCUCAGGCGCAAGGCUAUUUAUGGAGAAGGUUUAUAGACACUGUGAUUAGCCUGAACUGGGACUUGAGAAUUAUAUAAACGGGGAGAGGUUUAUUAUUAAAGUGGUAAUGGAAAUGUAUAAGUUUUCAUAUUAAUAAUUAUGUUUCCUUUAAAAUUACACUAAAUCUA